Schistosoma margrebowiei is the source of this 3287-nucleotide messenger RNA. Lineage: Eukaryota; Metazoa; Platyhelminthes; Trematoda; Strigeidida; Schistosomatidae. The record is from the annotation of a GenBank genome assembly.
GUUUGACCUUCAAGUGCUCGCAACCCCCAUCAGUGGACGAUACCCUAGGAGCGUUGCCACGUUUACACCGUGCCCCGAUGAAUUAUCGAGUGGCCAUUUUUACUUUUUCUUGACUAAUUUCGAGAGUUUAGUAUUAUGUAGCUGGAUGUUUCAUAUAAACCACUGGUAUUUUGUAAUUUCAACAUUGAAAACAUAAGAUAAAUCAUAUUAUAUAAAUCAUACUCAAUGUUUCCAUCCUUAUCAAAGUUGUAUCAUGUUACAUCAGAAUGGUCAGAUUCUGAAUUAAGUUUAUUACUGAGUGCGUUAAAAAGAGAUCGUUCAUUUUCAACACGUGAAUUGGCAGAAUUCAUACAGACAAAAAAGAAAACAGAGAUUAGAGAACUUAUAGCUUGCCUUAUGGAUGUGGAUGAGAAGAAUUUACAGGAUCCACAAAUUACUGUGUCGGAAGUUAAACCUGAAGGAUCAAUUGAUAUUUUAUUACAAAUAACUAGACACAGUUGUACUGAAUACUAUAAUUAUAGUAUGGCAUUAAAUGAAGUUCUCCAGCGAGCUUCUACGUGGGAAAGUGUAGAAUGUCGUAAAAUCAAUAAAAGAGAUCCAGACCCUAUAUAUUUACCUUAUGCACAGGUUUAUCGGUUUUUUUCUUCGUUGGUUUGUGGACAACCAUUACCAAAUCUAUCUGACUUGUCGUCUGGCGCCUUUCUAGAUCUUUUAACAUGUUUAGACAGAAUUUUAAACUUUGUCAAUACUAGCAAGAAAAGUGAAAAUCCUAAUCAGAAUUCCCAUUCAUUAAUUGAACAACUUCAAAAUGCGAAUAAAAUCGCUACUGAAAAAAUAGGUGUAUUUUUAGCAUUGGCCGCUGCUAUUCAAUUGAAUUCACGUUUAUGUUCACGACGUGGAUGUGAUAUUACAGAAAACUUUGAUGAACACUGUAUUGCUCCACUGUUUUUAUUAUCUAAAGUGAAGCAUCCUAAUACACUAAAACAAACUCGUGAAAUGGUCGAAUAUCUAAUUAAUCGAUUUGCGAAAUUAUGGUCAUUGCCGAAAUUCCCAUGUCCACAAAAUGGUUCAUUUGCUUCUGAAGGAGAAUUAAAUAUUCAGUCGACUGAUUUACCAGAUGCCUUAUUCAAACGUCUUAGUAUGUUUUCACUGAAUCCAUUUUCAUUCCCAAUGGAAGUGAUGUCUCCUUUUCAAAAAAUCUUAGAUGAUUUUCGACAUAUGUGUUCAAGCAGGUUCAGUUAUUUAAAUCGCUUCAAAUCAAUUUUAUCCAUUUCUUUACCGAUCGGACUUCAACAUUCUGUCAAACGAUCCACACCAUCACAACCUAUAAAAGUUGUUAACCAAUGGAAAAAGCGUCGAAUUGAAAAGUCAUCGACUAAGAGUCGACCAAUAUUACGUCAUAAAGCGUUGGAGAGUUCUGUACCUUUGAAUAAUUUGACAACAUUGAGUUUUGAUGAAAAUACAAAUCAAGUUAGCAGCAAUGCAUGUAGUGAUGAGAAAACUGAUUUGAAAGUCAACCUAACAUCACGUCGCUUUGUAAACUGGUGUCCAGGAACACAUUUCAUUCGUGUUUCAGAUCCAGCAGAAGAUGAAGCUGUCAAGAUGCUUAUGAAUACGCAUAUUCAAGUGAAAACAAAAAGCACGAGAAAAUUGAUAUAAGAAAAAAUUGAAAACAUGUACUUUGUUUUACCGAGAAAAAAUAUUUUAAAUACAGAAUAAAUCAAAGAUCAUUGAUUACUGUACUUGUUUGUGUGCCCGGGUUGGGGAGGUGUAUAUUGAUUGUAUAUGCAAAAUAAUACUCUAACAGUGAUAUUCUUUUUAAAAUGUUGGGUUGUUAGAAACAGUAAAUAUCAUUAGUGAGUACAAACAAAAUGUUCCAAACGUGAAGUUGCGGGAUUCUUCCAAAAAAUACCAAGUGAUGAUUUUUACAUAUCUAGACAAUGUGAAUUAGUAGUGUAUGUCCAAAUUAACUAACUGGCAAUCGGAUAAUCAUGAUGAUGAUGCUGGAACUAAUGAUUGACUUGGUGAUGGUCGAAAAUUUAGCAGUUGUUUGCCAACUAAAUAUCUAAAAAUUUAUUUUUUUUUAAAAUUUGAAGAUUUUCAUGUAUAGAGCUUAAAAUGAGCUUCAAAAAAGGGAUCUAUGCACGUUUACAUAUUUCAUGUGUGUAAUAGGUUUAAACUUCAAUCUAUUUUGUCAUUGAAUAAAACUAAAGAGAACGACGAAAUCAACAUCAAUUUCGUCUUCAUAUCUGUCAAGUGAACAACUAUGUCAUAUUUUUGACUCGUAAAUUAUUUUCAUCCUGCUACUGUUCUCUAACCUCUUUGAUAAUGGAUGUAUAGCUAAAUUAAAUAAUUUCGUCCUUCAUUGAAAUUUCUUCAUUUGAAAUCUGUUCAGUUUUUAGUUAUGAUAGUACAUUAAAGAUGAAACGAAAAAAUUAAUAAAAUCCAUACACACGUUCAGUUCGAGAAUUUAAUCAAACAAUCAAAGUUUUAAUCCAGUCUUUGACCAAGAAUUUCAACGUUUCAAAUCUACUCGUCUCGAUAGCUGCAACCAAUAUAUUAGCACAAAAGUAACAGACAAAAGUCUUCUAACGAAAGAACAUAGAAAUCAGCUAAAACUACUUAGAACUAAUAAAGACUUGAUUAUAACACGUCCAGUUGAAGGCGCUGGUUUAGUGCUGCUAGACCGAAAUAAUUAUGUUGAGAAAAUGACAGCGUUAUUAUCAGAUGAUACCAAAUUCUCAAAACCAAUCAAUGAGAAAAACAAGACUGAUGUCUUAUAACUUUUUUAUUUUUCUCUCCUUCUUUUACAGCCAGCUUUCCCUUAAAUUCUCUACCCCCAUCUGGUUCAUUUUGUUUCCACGAUCAUCUUCAUUACAUUUAAUCUCAAUUUAUUUCAUCACGCUGAGCUAUCCGUUUCCCUAUCUAUCUUUUGAUGAAUACUUAUGCCAUUAACAAUCAAGCGAUUAUUAAACUUUCCUUGUUUUUAAUUUUUUUUAAAAAUAACUUUGUUUAUUUAACCUCACUGUCAACAUGCGUAACAGAAGGUUAGUAUCAGUAUAAUUAUAAUCCUGUAAAAAUAAGUAUAGAUAUGUGCGACUGUACAGCUUUGAAAAUGAAUUCGCCGAAAAGAGAACUCUUUGCUAAACUAAUCUUUUUUUCUUAAUGUCUUAAUGGGUGUAUUCCGUUUAUUCAAAAGUAUCGUAUUGUAUUUAUGCGUUCGAUGGUUGCAGUCAUCUUGACUUGUUUGGCUUUCAUCUAUUCAGUUACCAUCUAAUCAAGGCUGU